Caenorhabditis briggsae is the source of this 753-nucleotide messenger RNA. Gene Ontology annotation, cellular component: phosphatidylinositol 3-kinase complex. NCBI's taxonomy places the organism in Eukaryota, Metazoa, Nematoda, Chromadorea, Rhabditida, Rhabditidae. The record is from RefSeq and is a predicted model, not a curated record. Gene Ontology annotation, biological process: phosphatidylinositol phosphate biosynthetic process. Gene Ontology annotation, molecular function: 1-phosphatidylinositol-3-kinase regulator activity.
AUGACGUCUACACGCAGUGCGAGGAAAGUCUCGGACCUUUAUGAUUGUGAUUGGUAUUGGGGAGAUUUGGACUGGAAAUGGGCGGAACGACUGCUUUUGCUGUGUCCAGUUGGAUAUUUUUUGAUAAGAGACAGUCGAAGUGAAACGCAUCUUUUUACAGUUUCUUAUCACGCUGAAGACAAAGUCUAUCACUCUCGUCUAUCUCUAGAAGAUUCUCGACAAAAUUUGGGUAGCCGUCGGCCCUAUGUUUCAAGGGACUACCGUACUCUCGUCAAGAUAAUCGAGCGAUCGUUGAAAGUCGAUAUUUUUAGCUUUUUCCAAAAUUCGACCCCCAAAAAAAUCGAUAAAUCAAUUUUUAAAUUUCCGGAAGUUUUCCUGGCGAAACUUCAGAAAAAUUUUUUUCGAAUUUCUCGAAAACCCAUUUUUGGAUUUUUCAGUUUUUUUUUCAAAAUUCGACCUAAAAAAUCGAUAAUCAAUUUCUUCCAGCAAUCCCUACACGGUCACCAAAUGCUUCAUUUCCGACGCGGAUUCGAAGCCGACGCCGCCCAUGUUCAUUUGACAAGCCCAUUGACAAAACGAGAACUUCUUCCAUCGCUACAAUAUUUGUGUCGAUUCGCCUAUCGCUCCGCCCCUCAAGCUCCGCCCAUUCCGCAGGCCACGCCCCCUGCGAUUUUGACAUAUUUGAAUGAUUCGAAAUGGGUGAUACCGGAUUUAUUGAAGUGUGAGGAGCAGUUGAAACGAAGAUUUCGAUGA